GGGUGCGGCUGUGACAGACCCGGAAAUGCACCAAUAGAUUUCAACCGCGAGCCGCACAGUACCUUCGUUUGUAUCCGCCUUCACGGCUGCUUUGCUGAAGUCUUGUCAGAAAUGAGUUUCCACUACGGCCAGGGCUACCCAGGAGGAGCCCACCGACCACAAGGUGCUCCCUAUGGGGGAGGCAGCGGUCCUUACGGGCCAAACCCCUCCGCUGCCUACGGCGGUGGACAGCAGCAAUCAGGGAGUCCUUAUGGUGCUUAUGGAGCUCCGGGUCAAGGAGGGCAGUUUGGGCAUGCACAAGGGGGUUCCCCCGCUGGGCAUUAUGGGGGUUACGGUGCACAGCCUCAUGGAGGACAAUAUGGACCCCAGGCUCCUGCAGGUAACGUCCCCCCCGGUGUUAACCAGGAGGCGUACCAGUGGUUCCAGACCGUCGACACGGACCACAGUGGCUUCAUCAACCUGAAGGAGCUGAAGCAGGCACUGGUCAACUCCAACUGGUCUGUUUUCAAUGACGAGACUUGCCUCAUGAUGAUCAACAUGUUUGACAAGACGCGCUCGGGUCGCAUGGACAUUUUUGGCUUCUCUGCACUCUGGGACUUCAUGCAGCGGUGGAGAGCGCUCUUCCAGCAAUAUGACAGAGACCGCUCGGGCACCAUCAGUGGCAUGGAGUUGCACCAAGGCCUCGCUCAGAUGGGCUACAACCUGAGUCCGCAGUUCUCCGAGACGUUGGUGCGACGCUUCGCCACGCCUGGCGGGCGACCCGGCAUCCAGCUGGACCGUUUCAUCCAGGUGUGCACCCAGCUCCAGAGCAUGACGCAGGCCUUCAGGGAGAAGGACACCACCAUGACGGGCAACAUCCGCCUCAACUACGAGGACUUCCUCUCCGGAGCCGUCACCAGGCUCAUGUGAGGCCUGGGGCCCCCUCACGGCACCCCCUCUGCACCGUGGACCAGUCACAUCAUUCCACGCUCGCGUCACGUUUGGCUCGGUGUUCUCUGCUCCGCCACAAGUGCCUCCUCCAUCUGUGCGGGUACAGCACGUCGGUUCGGGACACAUUAUUCCGUGGGUUGCUGCUGUUGGGGAUGUAAUGCCCUUCAUCGUGCAUUUGAAACAAGUUCAUUGGCUGAUAAAAAGCGCAUCUAAAGCCUUCAACGGACGGCUUCACUUUCACCAGGCACAGGUGGGAGGGUUUCAAAGCGGACUGAUGCUAUAGAGCCCCAGUUAUUUUUUUCUUACAUAAACUGCAAAAGAGGCCUUGUUGACACGUGUUUUUCUUCCUGAUGGGUUUACUCAUAUGCAGCCAUUAACGUGCUCCUGUGCCAAUUAAAUGAUAUCAGGAAUAUUCAGCAUCUCCAGAGGGUGUGUCUAUGCAGUGGUUGCACAUUGUAUUGAACAUUGCUUUAUAUUGUAUUGUGUAUAAUUAGCCAAAAUGAGGCCACUUUUUUAAACAUUUGAAUUAACCUACUCUCAGAUUUGAUGGGGAUUUGAUUAGAAAAGUAUAAUUUAUGAUAGUUUUCUGCAUGAUGCACUCCUGUAAGCCAGUAUCCAUGAAUAAAAACGAAAAGCUGGGGGGAAAAACAACCCAAAAGAAUAAAAAAUGUGUCUUCAGGUUUUCUGCUUUCCCAUCAAUGAAAAGUUCUGUUUUUAAUGUACUUUUAGAUAAUAAAAUGGUCUGAAAUCAGA
Gasterosteus aculeatus aculeatus (three-spined stickleback) is the source of this 1683-nucleotide messenger RNA. RefSeq names its product penta-EF-hand domain containing 1 (gene pef1). The record is from RefSeq and is a predicted model, not a curated record. Lineage: Eukaryota; Metazoa; Chordata; Actinopteri; Perciformes; Gasterosteidae. Gene Ontology annotation, molecular function: calcium ion binding. Gene Ontology annotation, biological process: COPII vesicle coat assembly.